AUGCUUAAGAUUUCACCGUGGAAAUGCGUAGUUCGUUUUGGAAAGCGAGGGAAGCUAAGUCCUCGUUAUAUUGGUCCGUACAUGAUAACUAAAAGUGUAGGUGAGGUUGCCUAUAAGUUGGAACUACCUGAAGAACUUCAAGGCAUCCAUAACACGUUUCACGUAUCUAAUUUAAGAAAGUGUUUGGCGGAUGAGAGCACCGAGGUAACUCUUAAGGAUAUAAAGGUGGACAAAAUACUAAGUUAUAUUGAACAACCAGAGGCAAUUACCGAUAGAAAAGUGAGGAAGCUAAGAAACAAAGAAAUUUCUCUCGUGAAAGUCCAACGGAAACAUCAUACGGGGCCAGAAGCAACUUUGGAACCCGAGAAAAAUAUGAGGUUGAAAUACCCUCAUUUAUAUGCAUGA
Molecule: messenger RNA, 405 nt
Organism: Cynara cardunculus var. scolymus (artichoke)
Lineage: Eukaryota; Viridiplantae; Streptophyta; Magnoliopsida; Asterales; Asteraceae
Exons: 1
Coding region: 1-405 (134 amino acids)
Source: RefSeq, a predicted model, not a curated record